Rubroshorea leprosula is the source of this 1435-nucleotide messenger RNA. Lineage: Eukaryota; Viridiplantae; Streptophyta; Magnoliopsida; Malvales; Dipterocarpaceae. The record is from the annotation of a GenBank genome assembly.
AAAUACCAAAAGAGAUAACUGUCUGCAGCAAGGUUACAGAAAGCCAUUUUUUUCAUAAAUAAAAAAAUCAACAGAAAUAAGUGAAUUGAAACUUCUUGGAGCAAAAGAGGUGAAUCACAUGAACUGGACGUACUUGAUUUAUGUUAGAGAGGGCUGUUAACAAGUAGAUCCAGAAAAGAAAACUUGGCAAAAGGAGAUUGUGAUGGUGUCUUCCCCAAGGUUUCUUCAUCAAAGUAUAACUGACCAGGUGAAGCAACAUCCUUUUUCUGUAAAGUUCAUUGCAUUAGACUUGGACUGAACUGAAGGGAUCAUCAUCUUCAUUGCCCGCAACAAAGAGACUCUUAUCAUUUCCUAGAAUAUGAUAUUAUAUUCUAUCCCACGUACCACAGCAUAAAGGGGAAAAAAUAGUUACUUGCUGCAACUUAUAAACAAUGAUUAGGGAAAUAUAGAAGAAAAGAUCUUGAAAAAUAACCCAUACCCAUCUUAGUUCAAAGUUUCAUCUUCAUCUUAAUCUUCUUCACCAUCCUUGACAUAUUCAUUAUAAUUAACUUCACUAUCAUAAUUAUUGUUAUCAGGGUUACUGUUCUCAUGAUCAUCAGCAUUGUCAUCAUCAUGAUUGACAUGGUGUUCCUUUACACUUUGCUUGGCAUAUUCUUCAAGGGAUGUCUCAGGGAACAACUCACUCACCCGACCAUUCUCUUUGUUGGUUGUGAUUUUUCCUGAACUUUAAGAUUUAUCUUUGUUCGGCUGUUUCAGUAAAAAUGUCAACAUACACCACUGAAAAGAAUAAUUAACUGCAAAAGGUACGCAGAAAGAAGAUUGAAGAGUAAGUAUACUGCUAAAGAAUUUUUUUUCCUGCUAUAGAGUAGGUAUCAUAUCGGCAUUUAUCAACAUUCAUUCUAUUAAUCUAAUUUAUAAUUCUGGUCAAUUAAGAUUCAAAAAUACUUUGGUACUACUGUUCUCUCUCCUGAUGAGGAACUUUACCAAAAAAUGUCAAUGGGCUGUUUGAUAUAGCAGUUUCAAACUAGCGAUUAGUGGUUUUGUCUAAUUUAAUGGUCGACAAUUGUUAUUAUUAGUAAUUCAAACACUUUUAUUUAUUAGAUUAGAUGAAACUGCUAACCUCUAGUUUCAAACUGCCAACCUCUAAUUUCAAACGACCAUACCAAACAACCACCCCCUAAUCAUUUAUAGUGGAAAUUGCAAUUUCAAAAUCAAAGAGGGGUUUUAGCAAUCUAAAACUUGUCAAUAUUCAUACAUGAUCUACAAUUGAGCAGAUAAGAUAUGUAGUGAAACCCACAUGUGCCUUAAAUGAUGGUAUUCAGUUUUGCUUUCAUGAGAAUGUUAAAGGUAAAAAUUUUACUCUACUAGACAGCACUAAAAUACAGUAAGGACAACUUUUGCGAAACUUUCAGGUUUACCGUUGUUAGUUAAUGAU